This is a messenger RNA of Bipolaris oryzae ATCC 44560, 1464 nucleotides long. RefSeq lists its product as uncharacterized. The record is from RefSeq and is a predicted model, not a curated record. Bases 1 to 1464 code for a protein of 487 amino acids. The transcript has 5 exons. Gene Ontology annotation, molecular function: FAD binding; oxidoreductase activity, acting on the CH-OH group of donors, oxygen as acceptor. Lineage: Eukaryota; Fungi; Ascomycota; Dothideomycetes; Pleosporales; Pleosporaceae.
AUGCCUCAAGCACAAUAUGCACUCCUUGCUUCAUCUUUUUUGUCUGUUGUCUUUGCCGACCCUUUCAAUACCUUCGACGGUCCAGGCUUCCCUGCUUGUCGCGAAGUCGCAAAAGUCUACGACCCAAAGACUGUGAAAGAGACGAUUGAUAUUGUCCGGACAGCUGCUGGCAAUGGCACACCUAUCAGAGCGUCAGGUAAAGGCCACAUGUGGUAUGAUACCAUGUGUUCCGAUAAUCCUUCGACUGUAAUCGUCCGGAUCAAACAGCUCAACCGCAUCAGCGAAUUCGACCUUCCGGUCGGGACACGAGAUGGUUCCGUGAUGAUAGAGGCAGGCGUUACAUUUUUUCAGCUUGCUGAGUAUCUCCAUCUGAACAACACAAGCAUGGGGAGCAUUGCAAUGGGUGCCCAUCGGAGCAGCCUUCGCGAGGAGAGUAUGAUAGCCGCAGGUGCGUUGGAGCUUCACAUAAUCGACGGAAAUGGUGAACUUCGUGUGAUCAAGAGGUCCGACAGCGAUGAAUGGCUUGCUGCAUCUACCUCUCUAGGUCUACUUGGAGUCAUUGCCAAAGUAAAGUUCAAAAUCUAUCCAGAUUUCAAGGUUUAUUCCAAGCAAGACAUUAUCUCUGAGGAUAAAGUGCUUAACGGGGACAUCUAUGGGCUGAUUGCGCCGUACGGAACUGCAAACCUUUGGUGGUGGCCCUAUUUGUGCAAGUUCCACCAUCGUUAUUACGAUCCAAUUCCCGCAGGGUUAUCCGAUCAAGAAGCAUUUCAAUCAACCUUCAGUGUCACGAAGACUGAGGCUGAUUUUGCAGCAGCAGGUCUACUAAACUCUGUCAAGAUCCUACCUACGUCUAACAUGGCUGCUGAGACGUUAUUCUUUGCAUUAUGGUCACCACCGAACUUCCGUGAUAAGAGAACAGAUAAACUAAUCUUUAAUUGGCCGGUAUACGGCUGGAACUAUGACGUGUUGAUCGGCGGACUUUAUCCUGGUCACGGAACACAAUGGGACCUUGGACUUCGAGGUUUGACUCUUGAGCUUGCAUUCCCGGUCACAAUUGCAAACGAUGUUCUUAAGCAUGUGCGAGAGGCUUUCGACAGCGAACUCAAGAAAGGAAUUUUCGGCAAGCCUUACAAUGACUUACUUGGACAAGUCUUCACUGCCAAUGAGGACGGUGCGGACUGGACAAAAGGUGCUAUGAUGUUCGAUUUUCCCACCUUCAAGCCUAACUGGGGUGAUGGCAAGAGGUUUAACGAGGGUUUCUAUGACAGGUUGGCUAAAGGAUUGAUCGAACGAUAUCCAUGUCGACCACACUGGACUAAGGAUACAAGAGAUAUCUUCAAUCUAACCAUGGUAAACAAGAGAAUUCAUUCAGAAAACCUAAGAAGAUUCAAGAGUGUAAUAGAGGGAUUUGAUCCAAAAGGAAUAUUCCGAAGUGUAAUUGGAGAAGUUCUAGGACUAUAUUAG